Messenger RNA from Mucor mucedo, 675 nucleotides. RefSeq lists its product as uncharacterized. The transcript has 6 exons. The coding region runs from base 1 to 675 and encodes 224 amino acids. The record is from RefSeq and is a predicted model, not a curated record. NCBI's taxonomy places the organism in Eukaryota, Fungi, Mucoromycota, Mucoromycetes, Mucorales, Mucoraceae.
AUGCAGACAUUGAACCAUGCAGACAUUGAACCGAAAAUCCAGGCUAGGCUGUGGGUAGUGCACAUAGACGUUAAAAAUAUCCUAUACUGUUUUUUGUGUGCAAGGUUAGCAUUAAAAAGGAGUUUGAAGGUUGUAAUAGAUUCAGAGGUUUCUGGAUUAACCCAAACUACAAUAAAAAUGAUAUCCCACCGUUGCAAAACUUAUGCUAGAUUGAUAUUUUUGAGAUUUCGGACCAGAGUUAUUUUAAUAUUUUUUCAAGCACGUUUGGCCCACAGCCAAAGUUGUACUAUGCAGACAUUGAACCAUGCAGACAUUGAACCGAAAAUCCAGGCUAGGCUGUGGGUAGUGCACAUAGACGUUAAAAAUAUCCUAUACUGUUUUUUGUGUGCAAGGUUAGCAUUAAAAAGGAGUUUGAAGGUUGUAAUAGAUUCAGAGGUUUCUGGAUUAACCCAAACUACAAUAAAAAUGAUAUCCCACCGUUGCAAAACUUAUGCUAGAUUGAUAUUUUUGAGCAAGUUUCUAGCUUUCGAAAACUGUAAGAUUUCGGACCACAGUUAUUUUAAUAUUUUUUCAAGCAUCUUUGGCUGUGGGCCAAAGUUGUACUAUGCAGACAUUGAACCGAAAAUCCAGGCUAAGCUGUGGGUAGUGCACAUAGACGUUAAAAAUUUUCUAUGA